CAAUCUCCCGUUCCCCGAGAGAAUGGAUAUCUCGCCCGAGUUUAUUUCAAUAGGUGGUAACCGGAACCCUGCAGCGGCUGACUGGGACCCCCACGGCUCACGGCUGCUGGCUUUUGGGGCAGACAAUUGCAUCGCGCUGUGGGAUCCUCUGGACGAUAGGCUACGCGGGGUUCGAUCGAUACUGAACGGGCACACUAAUGUCGUAAAUGCUGUCAAAUUUUUCCCAACUGGAUCUUCAAAUGUUUCGGUACUGCUCAGCGGUGCCGCCGACCACUCCAUUCGCAUAUGGCAUGGACGACGAGAUUCAGGCACCGGUUUUGAGCUCGUAAAGACUCUCCACGAUCAUCAGAGUCCUAUUACUCGGAUAGCGGCGCUAGCAGGUUCGGAUGUCUUCGCUACCGGGGCGUCGGACGGCACCGUCAAGAUUUGGAGGCUUGUUCACGAUGCAGAUUUCUCAUCCAUCGAUGCUGAGCUUCUGCAGUCCAUUACUUUAUCCCCGCGGUAUUUCCCAUUGACUAUCGCACUGGCGACUCUGGACGAAUCCUCCAUUAUCCUGGCCGUUGCUGGUACGCGCAGCACUAUUCAGAUUUUCGUUUCUCAUGAUACCCAAUUUCAACUUGCAGCAACCCUCACUGGACACGAGGGAUGGAUCCGAGCGUUAGACUUUACACGGGAGACUUCAGGCGAAAGCAGCGACCUCCUGCUUGCAUCAGCGAGCCAAGACAAAUAUCUCCGGCUAUGGCGUGUGCACCGAGGGGAGGAGCUCCCAGCCGUGAGCAGUGCACUCAAUGAUCCGGCUUUGGGUAUUUUGGGCAAAUCAUUGUCAAACAAAGCGCAUCGGAUUGCUUCCGCAACGUCAAAGUAUUCUAUCACUUUCGAAGCCUUGCUCUUGGGCCAUGAAGACUGGAUAUACACGGCUUCAUGGCGACACAAAGCGGGAAAGCUCCAACUGCUAUCGACCUCCGAGGAUAACUCUCUCGCUAUUUGGGAAGCGGACCCGGCGUCCGGUGUAUGGGUCUGCACCACCAGGCUAGGCGAGAUCAGCGCACAGAAGGGAUCGACGAGUGCCACCGGAAGCGCGGGAGGAUUCUGGAUCGGGUUGUGGUCGCCGGAUGGUAGCUCGGUCGUUUCGCUAGGUCGGACAGGCAGCUGGAGAAAGUGGACAUAUUCCACAUUGGAAGACAUGUGGGCCCAACAGGUUGCGAUCACGGGCCACGUUCGGGAAGUUAAAGGGCUGUGCUGGUCAAGAGACGGGACCUAUCUACUCUCCACUGGCUCGGACCAGACGACGAGAUUGUUUUCCCAGUGGAAGCGCGACGAAGUCUCGUCAUGGCACGAGUUCUCUCGACCUCAGAUCCACGGCUAUGACCUGAAUUGCGUCGACAGUAUUACCAACCUCCAGUUCAUUUCCGGAGCAGACGAGAAGCUCCUCCGCGUUUUCGACGAACCGAAGGGCGUCUCCGAGAUGCUAAGUCGGUUAUGCAAGAUCCAGGCGACGAGCGCCGAGCUUCCCGAUGCCGCCAACAUCCCGGUCCUUGGUCUGUCGAAUAAAGCAAUACAUAGUAUAGGCGACGAUCAAGCCGUCGAGAACGGAGAAAUGGAUGAACGGGAAGCCGUCGACCCGGCGUCCAUUGUACGAAAAUCGACCCUUGACUUCGACCAUCCCCCGUUCGAAGACCAUCUCGCUCGACACCUCCUAUGGCCGGAAACGGAGAAGCUAUAUGGCCAUGGCUACGAAAUCUCAUCAGUGGCUGUUAGUAACGACGGGAGUCUGGUAGCGACGGCUUGUCGAGCAAGCUCCAUCGACCACGCCGUCAUUCGUCUCUACGACACCAAGGAGUGGCUCGAGCUCAAGCCACCUCUGAAGGCUCACUCUCUGACCGUCACGGCCCUUGAGUUCUCGCACGACGACAAAUAUCUUCUUAGCGUAGGGCGAGACCGCCAAUGGGUGGUCUGGGAACGGAAUGCGGAGACAACGUACGCACUGAAGCACUCGAAUCCGAAGGGCCACACCCGCAUGAUUCUCGAUGCCUCAUGGGCGCCCACGGAACAGCCUACAUUCUUAACUGCUGGGAGAGACAAGAACGUCAAGAUAUGGCAGAUCGGUGAAGGAGAAGUUCAGCUGAAAGGAGCAGUGUCUGCGACAGCAGCUGUGACCGCCGUGGCGUGUAGCCGCGAUAUCUUGCAAGGCCGGCUUCAGUUCGCCUUUGGCACCGAACACGGCGAGAUUGGUAUUGGCACUGCAUCGCCGGGAGAGCUAGACAAGGUGUCAGUCACCAUGAUCAGCGCGGCUCUUUCGUCUGCGAAGACCAUCAAUGAGAUUGCAUGGAGGUCUGGGAAGGUCGAGCCGAGACGUCAGAUCGCGGUGGCGAGCGAUGAUUCCUCGGUCCGCAUAUUCAACAUUUCAGAAGCUCGCUGAGGGCGACACUAGUAUCGACGGGCAAGACAAAUCCAAGUGAAUUAUGCAACCUUCGCGCACGCUUUCACAUAAGUCUGGAUGUUUGGAUCGUUCAUCACGCAGGUUAACCAUCGACACAUUUGACACAGCCACAUAUAUCCCCUAAGUCGUCCCGACAACAGCGAGACUAUUGGCACGUCUUAAAAUGUUGAGGAUAAGUUGCCAAAAAGUGAAAUUUACAUUUUCACAUGCGAGUCUUCGAGAAAGAUAUUCAUCACGGCUUUCACCAUCUUUUCUCC
This is a messenger RNA of Trematosphaeria pertusa, 2697 nucleotides long. RefSeq names its product WD40 repeat-like protein. Gene Ontology annotation, biological process: tRNA wobble uridine modification. Gene Ontology annotation, cellular component: elongator holoenzyme complex. The transcript is spliced from 2 exons. The record is from RefSeq and is a predicted model, not a curated record. NCBI's taxonomy places the organism in Eukaryota, Fungi, Ascomycota, Dothideomycetes, Pleosporales, Trematosphaeriaceae. Gene Ontology annotation, molecular function: protein binding. Bases 23 to 2419 code for a protein of 798 amino acids.